UAAAAUGGAAAGUGAAAAAUUGCUGAUGGCCGCCGGUGUGACGGCGGCAGUCGUUGUUGGUGCUUUUGUCUUUUGGGGACCCUCGGGCUCAUCCAAGCUUCGUCAACGCCGUGGUCAGAUAGCGGGAUUGCAUAAUUUUGGCAAAACGUGCUUUCUCAACACGCUGCUGCAAGCGCUCGCUGCCUGCCCACAAUUUAUUGCCUGGCUGCAGCUGCACAACACCAAAGAUAAGAAAAGUUUAGUAUCGUCGCUGCAGAACGUGCUGGAGGUGGUGAAUGGUACGCAUCCGACAUUGCGCGGCGAUCCGUACGCACCCGGUGCCGUCAUCCGGGCACUGCACGCUCUCGGCUGGGUCAUAUCACCGGAGGAGCACGAUGCACACGAGCUACUACUAGUGAUGCUCAGCUCGCUAGAGGAGGAAGUAUCGAAACCGCGCAAAAUAGGUUGCCUGUCGGAUGCGCUCGAUGAUGUGGCGGGUGGGUUCGGGGGUGAGAUCGGAUUCCACGCAAUUCCGGCACGCCCGUCAAGUGCGAUGCUGUCGGACUUUUGUAACGCCGAGUACGACGAAUCGACUAACCUGAUGCGUUACACACGUUCCGAGGCACACACACCCGACUCGCCGCAUUCGGUUUGUACGGAGAAUGAGGAACCGUCGCAGGACUGUUCGCUUGUGGAGUUUGGUGCGUCACCCUCUCACACGAUCCAGACGGCUUUUCCUGGUGUUUCCGGGCGACGAUUUGGCAACCGGCAGCCAACUAUGGUGCGACCACAGCCCGGGAACGAUCCGGCACCGGGUAGCGAUGCAGGGAACCAUUUUGCCGGCAAACGCCACUCGGCAUCGUAUCGUUCGCUGGAGCGUUUAAAUCGUGGCCCCGGUAGGGUGUCGGUUUGGGGCGAUAAGCAACACGCCCAAAUUCCUCACCCAUUCCGGGGUGGGAUGGGCAGCCAGCUGUGCUGUGGUGGAUGUGGGCACAAAUCCACGGUACGGUACGAUAAGUUUGACAGCAUUACAUUGCCACUGCCAGAAAUGGCCGCACCCGGGCUCGGCAUCGGCAACCUGCUGUCGGACUUUAUUCAGCCGGAAAUGUUGGAUGCGGUCCAGUGCGAUGCCUGUCACGAAAUUACCACACACACAAAGACACUCACGUUCAGUAAACUGCCCGCCUGUCUUUGUAUCCAUAUUGCACGCACAACGUGGCACGCGAGCGGUCACGUGCACAAGCGCCUGGACAGUGUGCACUUUCCCGAGACGCUCUCCAUGGCACCGUACAGCUUUGUGCAGCCGGGACUGAAUAGCAACAUUAGCACACCGUGGGGAUCGACCACAUCGCUUUAUUCGGCCGGUUUGAUGGCUAGCGCGGGGCAACACGAGUCGGCGGCCGGGCUGGAUGCGAUCGGUGGCAGUGGUAUCAACAGUGGGCCGGAACCAUCCGGUUCGAUGAGCUUCGGUUCGUACACCUUCGGUGCGAUGUUUCCGCGCAAUCUGUAUCGCUUGCUGGCGGUAAUCGUGCAUUCUGGCGAAGCAAAUGCUGGCCAUUUUGUUACGUACCGGCGUGGUGCGCUACGAAACUCCUACAAAUGGUACUAUACGUCGGACACAGUCGUGCGAGAGGUUCCUAUCGAGGAGGUGUUGAACAGCUCUGCUUACAUGCUUUUCUACGAUCGUGGUUCAUCGUCCAAAUAUCCUUAAGAGACGCAAAA
Anopheles maculipalpis is the source of this 1701-nucleotide messenger RNA. RefSeq names its product ubiquitin carboxyl-terminal hydrolase 30 homolog (gene Usp30). Gene Ontology annotation, biological process: protein deubiquitination. The transcript has 3 exons. The record is from RefSeq and is a predicted model, not a curated record. Gene Ontology annotation, molecular function: cysteine-type deubiquitinase activity; cysteine-type endopeptidase activity. Gene Ontology annotation, cellular component: nucleus; cytosol. Lineage: Eukaryota; Metazoa; Arthropoda; Insecta; Diptera; Culicidae. Bases 5 to 1690 code for a protein of 561 amino acids.